UGUGUUUUCUGUUUCUAGGGUGUCUACCAAUUCUGCCACCAUUUAAACACAAAGCAUUCAACCUUUAUCUUGCCAUAUAUUUCUUCAAGAAAUGGGUGCAAGAAUCUGUGUUGUUAUACUAUUCUUUUGGGCACUUCUCACCAUCGUCACACCUAUUCUUGUUCACCUGUCCACCAAUCCAAAUCUCAUGGAAUGUUACGAUGAAGAGGAGUUGGUUGACUAUCAAAGUAGUAUAGGGUUGAGGUUCUGGUGGAGAAGAAAAUGUCGAUAUACCGAAGGUCCUCUUGAACCGAUAUCUACACCAACACCGGCACCAACAUCAACACCUUACGAUAAUCGAAGGCCUCAAUAUUAUAUGAUGGAAAUAAAGUGCAAGAAUUCGUCUAGAAAAGUUUUAGUGACAGUUCAACAACAAUAAUAUUAUGCAUAGUCGAGCUAAUUAAUGAUCAAUGUGGAGAGAAAAACUAUGGAAGUAAAAAUCCGGUGUAUAAUUUUAUUGUGUAUAUAUGAUCGUUCAUCCUGCAUUUUUCAUGGCAGGUCUUUGAUUGAUUUCAAGUCUUUGUUUUAUAUUUUGUUACAA
Molecule: messenger RNA, 580 nt
Organism: Helianthus annuus (common sunflower)
Lineage: Eukaryota; Viridiplantae; Streptophyta; Magnoliopsida; Asterales; Asteraceae
Exons: 2
Coding region: 92-418 (108 amino acids)
Source: RefSeq, a predicted model, not a curated record